AAGCAUCUCAUUCUGGCAUCUUCAUCAAUCAAAUUUCGUUUCUUCUUCAUUAUUUAGGUUUUAUUUUCCGAUUAUUUUACAUUUCUAACUUUAGACGAAAAAUAAAAGAUAAAUAUCCUAAAGGGUAUAUUUGUCUUUACAAAAAGUAAUUAGCAUAAUAAAUCUAGGGAAUGAUGAGUAGAUUAGGAGUGCCCCUAGAAAUUCCAAAAAACUUUACAUAUUAUACGCUUAUAUAAACGCAAAAGCAUGGAAAUGUUUUGCUUCUUCAUAACGGCAUGCCCUUCCCCCCACCAACCCCGCACCCCACCUUCUUCUCCUUCCUUUUUCAGUGACACCAACUAUCAAACACCUUCUCUGCAUUCUUGCAAACACUUCAUUUCACACUUAACCUGAAGCCCUUUCUGCUCAAUUCUCAUUUGGCUAUUUCCAUAAAAUGGAGAAGAAACAAGGGUUCUUUUCUACACUGAAAGACGAAGUUGUUCGGGGUUUAUCACCGGGUAAAUCAAGAGGAAGAAGUUCAUCACCAUCCGGGUCGGGUUCGGGUUUACUCCGGCGAAGAAAAGGAAGUCACGCACCGCCACCGGAAGUGUACAUUUCAAGAUCAGGGAGUUUAAGGCCAUGUGUGGAAACAUUGUCGCCAUUAAUGGAGGGUCCGGAUCCAAACGGGUCGGAAAUUGGGGAUUCUAAGUCGGAUAGGUGGUGGAUGAAAGGUCAGAUUUGUCGUGCCCCGUCGGUUUCAACUUCUGGGUCGGGUUUACAACGGUCGGAUCUGAGGUUGCUUCUUGGUGUCUUGGGUGCGCCGCUUGCUCCUGUGCAUGUUAGCAAUAGUGAGCCUUUGCCUCAUCUCAGCAUCAAAGACACUCCCAUUGAGACUUCGUCAGCUCAGUAUAUACUGCAGCAGUAUACUGCAGCUUCCGGAGGACAGAAACUUCAGAACACUAUGUAUAAUGCAUAUGCAAUGGGAAAGGUGAGGAUGAUGGCAUCAGAUAUUGAGACGGCUACUAAGGUAAUAAAGAGCAGGAACUCGUCUAAAACAGCUGAAUCUGGGGGUUUUGUGCUCUGGCAAAUGAACCCUGACAUGUGGUAUGUUGAGCUUGCUCUUGGUAGCAGCAAGGUUCAUGCUGGUUGCAAUGGCAAACUUGUGUGGAGGCAUACCCCUUGGCUUGGUGCACAUGCUGCAAAGGGACCAGUUAGACCAUUGAGACGAGCACUUCAGGGACUUGAUCCAAGAACUACUGCAAACAUGUUUGCUAGUGCAAAAUGCACUGGAGAAAAGAAGAUCAACGGUGAGGAUUGUUUCAUUCUCAAGCUUUGUGCUGAUCCACAUACAUUGAAAGCUAGGAGUGAAGGACCAGCCGAGAUCAUUAGGCAUGUCUUAUUUGGCUAUUUUAGCCAAAAAACAGGACUUCUUGUGCACCUGGAGGACUCACAUUUGACUCGAAUCCAAACAAAUGGUGGCGAUGCUGUUUACUGGGAGACGACAAUCAAUUCAUUCCUUGACGAUUACAGGCCCGUUGAGGGGAUCAUGAUUGCUCACUCCGGAAGAUCAGUUGUAACCCUUUUCCGAUUUGGUGAAACAGCAAUGAGUCACACCAAGACCAGGAUGGAAGAAGCAUGGACUAUUGAGGAAGUGGCGUUCAAUGUUCCAGGCCUAUCUGAAGAGUGUUUCAUUCCCCCGGCUGAGCUAAGAUUUAGUACAAUUGGUGAAGCAUGUGAGCUUUCUCAAGGAGAGAGGGUAAAGACUACUGUGUCUGCUGCUGCCGCUGCUGCUUACCGAGCUAAGGUUGCUGCUUUGGAUAAAUCACGAGACGGCAAUGUCAAUAACAUCGUAUUGAAGAUGAAUUAUUAGGUCUGCCGCUAGUUUCUUAAGUUGUUAGGUCUUGUUGGUAUAAAUAGGCUGACAGAACCAGGUAAAAUAGUAAGCUAGAUGUCAGAUGAUUGAGGAAUUUUGAGGUUUUAUAGUUGUCUUAUCUCAAUCUGUAAAUAUUCACAGGAUAUCUUCUUGUUUCAAUUAAGAUUCCCUUUGUGGAAUCAACUCUAUCAAUCUGUGUUUCUGGCAAAUAAUGUAGGCCCUUCUCUUUUACCCCUAUUUUCAA
Capsicum annuum is the source of this 2096-nucleotide messenger RNA. RefSeq lists its product as uncharacterized. Lineage: Eukaryota; Viridiplantae; Streptophyta; Magnoliopsida; Solanales; Solanaceae. The transcript has 3 exons. Bases 434 to 1849 code for a protein of 471 amino acids. The record is from RefSeq and is a predicted model, not a curated record.